GAGAAGGGCGGCAGGAAGGGGGUGGGGACGUAGAGAGACGGCCCCUGCCUUCCCCGCCCGCCACUCCCACCCCGACUCGGCAGGCGUCACGUGGUGCCUGGAGUAGGAGGUGGGGAGAAGAGGCGAGACUUUCUGGGUGCUCCGGUUCGCCAGUAGUUCCUUCAGUCUCGGUCGCCAACUCCAGAGGCGCCGCGCUCAGCCCGGGAGCGCGAGCGAGAGGAGCGGCGACCCGCAGCCGGGAGCCCCGGCGCGGGCGAUGCGGGCGCCGCGGGCGGCACCUGCGGCUCCUCUCGGCGGCGGCCGUCUCCUGGGCGGCAGCAGCGCGGGCCCCAGCAGCUUCGGCAGCCACAGCCGCUGCGGCUCGGGCAGCCUCCGCUGCGGUCGCCGCCUCUGAUGCGCCUGCCUGCUCCGGUCCCCGCGGCUCCGGGAGGAUGUGGGUCCUCGGCAUCGCGGCAACUUUUUGCGGAUUGUUCUUGAUUCCAGGCUUUGCGCUGCAAAUCCAGUGCUACCAGUGUGAAGAAUUCCAGCUGAACAACGACUGCUCCUCCCCCGAGUUCAUCGUGAAUUGCACGGUGAACGUCCAGGACAUGUGUCAGAAAGAAGUGAUGGAGCAAAGUGCAGGGAUCAUGUAUCGCAAGUCGUGUGCGUCAUCAGCGGCCUGUCUCAUCGCCUCUGCCGGGUACCAGUCCUUCUGCUCCCCAGGGAAACUGAACUCAGUGUGCAUCAGCUGCUGCAACACCCCUCUUUGCAACGGGCCAAGGCCCAAGAAAAGGGGCAGCUCUGCCUCGGCCCUGAGGCCGGGGCUCCCCACCACCGUCCUGCUCCUCAAAUUGGCCCUCUUCUUGGCACAGUGCUGAAGCUGAAGGAGAUGCCGCCCCCUCCUGCAUUGUUCUUGCGGCCCUUGCUCCCCCGCCUCCCCGAGGUUCUUCUGGGUGUCCUUUUAUUCUGGGUGGGGAAUGUGUGUUCUCUUUUUGUUCCUUUGCAAAUAACGAAAGAGCUCCGUGUAAAAGCAUUUUUGUAAGCUCUGAAUAAAUUCAGUCUGACUGAG
Lemur catta (Ring-tailed lemur) is the source of this 1048-nucleotide messenger RNA. RefSeq names its product LY6/PLAUR domain containing 1 (gene LYPD1). The record is from RefSeq and is a predicted model, not a curated record. Gene Ontology annotation, biological process: acetylcholine receptor signaling pathway. The transcript is spliced from 3 exons. Lineage: Eukaryota; Metazoa; Chordata; Mammalia; Primates; Lemuridae. Gene Ontology annotation, molecular function: acetylcholine receptor inhibitor activity. The coding region runs from base 432 to 857 and encodes 141 amino acids.